AUGGUUGGGCAGGGCACUGUUUAACAGCCCUAAGCUGGGGCCUGGCUAACAAAGAGGCCCCUCCCCAGAAGGCAACUGGACUUUCGGAGCAUACAGCCACCUGCUAUAUAAGGCCUCUCCCGACACCUUCUCCAACACAUUGCCAGGACCCACCUUCCUAGGACAGUGUCCUUGACUGGACCCAGAAGGUUUGAGGCUCCGUGGCCCCACCCUUGGGAGAAGCCAGGCCCAGCAUCAUGAAAGGCAUCCUCAUUGCUGGCGUCUUUGUGGCAUUUGCCAUUGCAGUUAUAGACUCUCUGAGCUGUCGACAGUGUUACUCACCCAAUGAGAGCUGCAGCAACAGCGUCACUGAGUGUGUGGAAGGGAGCGUCAGUUGUGUGGAAUCCUUGGUCAAUUCCACUCUAGGAGGGUCCCACUAUUUGUACCAGAACAGAUCCUGCUCGGCAAAUAAUUGCAUCAAGAACAGCGCCCAAGUGGCCUUCACAGUGCACGUGUUUGAUGACCAAAGCUUCCAUUUUGCAAGCCAGUGCUGCCAAGGAGAGGCAUGCAACGACACCAACCACGGAACACAGGCUCUCACCAACACCCAGUGCUCUGCUUGCUAUAGCUACAACACAACAAACUGCGAGGAGAAAACCCGGCAGUGUUUCCAAGGAGAACGAUGUGUUCACAUCAUUGCUGAGUUUGUAAACGGCACUGAACGGAACCCGGUGGAGCUGAAAGGCUGUUCCGAUAUCAGCGAGUCUACUUGUGAAACCCUGGCUCCUGAGAACACAACAGUGGGAGAAUUCUUUUUCAAGAGCGUCAUAUGCAAAAAUGCAACCAUAAUCACAGACACCACCAAGACCCCUCCGACCAGCACAGGCAUCAAAGCUUCCUUCACCUCCUCUGUCUUCGGCAGCCUCCUGCUUCUGAAGCUGCUGUUCUGAGGUCCCUGGGCUCUGCCCCACCCAGUGUCCCAUGGGCGUUAACACCCUUUCUGUUCACAUUCCUUCCAGUUUUAUUGCUCAGUGGGUUGGGAGUCACAGGACUCCAGGCAAUGCUAGCAGCCACAUUAUGCCCUUUAUUAAAGUGUUGUUUGACUUCUAGA
Messenger RNA from Peromyscus leucopus (white-footed mouse), 1090 nucleotides. Its product is annotated as ly6/PLAUR domain-containing protein 8-like. NCBI's taxonomy places the organism in Eukaryota, Metazoa, Chordata, Mammalia, Rodentia, Cricetidae. Gene Ontology annotation, biological process: defense response to Gram-negative bacterium. The record is from RefSeq and is a predicted model, not a curated record. The transcript is spliced from 6 exons. The coding region runs from base 237 to 929 and encodes 230 amino acids.